UUCUUUAAACUCUCACAGAGCUAAAUGCUUCAUAGGGAAUCAGACUUUGUCGGUGCAUUAGCUACCUCAAAACAUUUGUCUUAAAAUCAUGGGGAUAUUCGAUCUGUUUCUCCAGUCCUUCAGUUCUGUCUCCCUGCUGGGAGCUCUGGUGGUUCUGCUGCUCAUCUACCUCAUCUCCUCCUCCAGCUUCAGCUCCCAGGCAGACGGGAAAGAGCCUCCAGGACCAAAACCCUUUCCCCUGCUCGGUAACCUGCUGCAGCUGGACCUUAAUAAGCCCUACAACACAUUAUGUCAGCUUUCCAAGAAAUAUGGGUCAGUGUUCACUGUUUACCUCGGACCACAAAAAGUGGUGGUUCUGGCUGGAUACAAGGCAGUGAAGGAGGCGCUUGUCAGCAAUGCUGAAGACUUUGGAGACAGAGAUCUCUUUGUGCUUACUCAUGAACUCAGUAAAGGACAUGGGGUUUUAUGGUCCAAUGGGGAUUCAUGGAAAGAGAUGAGGCGCUUUGCCUUGACUAACCUGAGAGACUUUGGAAUGGGCAAGAGGGCAUGUGAGGACAAAAUCAUUGAGGAAUGUGAACACCUCAUUGAAGUCUUCAAGAAACACAAAGGAGAAGCCUUUGAUACGACCCAUUCAGUAAACUAUGCGGUCUCUAAUAUCAUCUGCUCCAUUGUCUACGGCAACAGAUUUGACUACCAUGACCCGAGGUUUACAUCUAUGGUAGACACAACCAACAAAAUAAUUCAACUUGCAGGCUCCCCAUCAAUACAGAUCUACAACAUGUUCCCAUGGAUCUUCAAAUGGGCUGGCAACAGAAGGGAAAUCCAGAAACUCAACACUUUCAAUAAGCAACAGAACUUAGAGCUCUUCAGACGUUUAAAAGAGACCCUCAACCCACAGAUGUGCAGAGGCUUUGCAGACGCCUUUCUGGCUAAGAAGCAAAAUCUGGAGGCAUCUGAGGUGACUAACAGUCACUUCCACGAUAACAAUCUAAUGGAGACGGUCCUGAAUCUGUUUGCGGCUGGCACUGAUACGACAGCAACCACACUCAGAUGGGCACUUCUACUGAUGGCCAAGUACCCGAAAAUACAAGCCCAGGUCCACGAGGAGGUGAACAGGGUGAUAGGAAGUCGUCAGGUGCAGGUCGAGGACAGGAGGAACAUGCCCUUCACUGACGCUGUCAUCCAUGAGACACAGAGACUGGCCAACAUCGUCCCCAUGGCACUUCCUCACAAAACCAGCCAAGAUGUCACCUUCCAGGGUUACUUCAUUAAAAAGGGGACCACAGUGUAUCCUCUCCUAACAUCUGUCCUGUAUGAUGAGAGUGAGUGGGAGAAGCCAUACACCUUUCAUCCUGCCCACUUCCUGGACAAAGAUGGAAAGUUUGUCAAGCGAGACGCCUUCAUGCCUUUCUCCGCAGGUCGAAGGAUUUGUCUUGGAGAGGGUCUGGCCAGGAUGGAGCUCUUCAUCUUCUUCACCACAAUCAUGCAACGCUUUCGCUUCACUCCUCCGCCUGGAGUUUCAGAGGAUGACCUGGAUCUGACUCCCCGUGUGGGCUUCACCCUCAACCCUUCACCUCAUGAACUGUGUGCUGUUUCCCGUGAUGAGGAGAACGAGGGCUUUAACAUGUUGUAAUAAAUCAAUCUUAGUCAUAUGCGAAAGAGGAGAUUAUAAUUCAUUCACAAAGUGUAAUACUCAUGUGUAAUAGGGUUAUUUCAGAUUGUUGAAAUUAAUCCAAAUUCCUUCCUAUGUCAAUAUUCCUGAAAUAUUCAAUGAAGUUUAUUUGUUCGUUUAGUUCCAUUGGGGAAAAGCUUUAAAUCCUAUCUGAAUCCAUGCAAGGCUCCUUUUAGUUGUUUGAUUACAGCACCGUCAUGUGGCGCCCAUUCGAAAUGGCCCGAGGGGAAGUGAGUGUUCACAAAGAGCUCGCCCCCGAGCAGUCGUGCUCUUACCACAGAGGCACUGUGGAGAAAUCUAAGGUUCAAAACUGACUUUUUUUAGUGAGUUUUAUCUGAAGCUGUUGUAGAAAUGAAAUCCAAAUUUCAUGACUGUCUAGUUAUGUUUUAAAACUGAGACAACAGCACAUAUGUUUUUCUUUUUAUGUCUUUAUUAACACAACCAACUAAUGUUAUUUGUAUCAAUAAAAAAUAUUAUAUUUG
Molecule: messenger RNA, 2154 nt
Organism: Acanthopagrus latus (yellowfin seabream)
Lineage: Eukaryota; Metazoa; Chordata; Actinopteri; Spariformes; Sparidae
Product: cytochrome P450 2K1-like
Exons: 9
Coding region: 89-1633 (514 amino acids)
Biological process (GO): xenobiotic metabolic process
Cellular component (GO): cytoplasm; intracellular membrane-bounded organelle
Molecular function (GO): iron ion binding; heme binding; oxidoreductase activity, acting on paired donors, with incorporation or reduction of molecular oxygen, reduced flavin or flavoprotein as one donor, and incorporation of one atom of oxygen
Source: RefSeq, a predicted model, not a curated record